Molecule: messenger RNA, 933 nt
Organism: Eublepharis macularius
Lineage: Eukaryota; Metazoa; Chordata; Lepidosauria; Squamata; Eublepharidae
Product: olfactory receptor 2D2-like
Exons: 1
Coding region: 1-933 (310 amino acids)
Biological process (GO): G protein-coupled receptor signaling pathway
Cellular component (GO): membrane
Molecular function (GO): G protein-coupled receptor activity; olfactory receptor activity
Source: RefSeq, a predicted model, not a curated record
AUGGAUACUGACACUUUCAAUGCUAGUACAGAAUUCAUCUUGGUUGGACUCUCCAAUGACCGCAAGACACAGAUCCUACUCUUUGUGGUCAUUUUCCUCAUCUAUAUAUUUACCCUUGUGGGGAAUGCAGGCAUCAUCAUUUUGGUUCGGACAGACUCCCACCUCCACACGCCCAUGUAUUUCUUUCUUACACAACUCUCAAGUAUGGAGAUCUGCUUUGUCAACUUCAUCAUCCCUCAGAUCCUUGCUCACCUUCUAGCGGGUCAUGCAGGAUUGUCUUUAAUACAUUGUGCCUUGCAGAUGUACACAGCAUUGGCCUUCGCUGCUGCUGAAGUACUUCUGCUGUGCGUUAUGGCCUAUGACCGCUACUUAGCCAUAUGCCAUCCCCUUGAAUAUGCCACUGCCAUGGGAAGGCGGUGCCAGUUCCAGCUUGCUUCAGCCUGCUGGAUAGGUGGAUUUUGUGUUGCAACAGUAGGUGUGAGCCUCACCUUUAGCCACCCCUUCUGUGGCCCUUGCUGCAUCAACCAUUUCAUCUGUGAAGUACCAAUGGUAUUGAGGCUCGCAUGUGAUGACACUCAUAUAACAGAAACCAUAGUUUUUGUGAUGUCAGCAAUAUUCCUCUUUUGCUGUCUUUCAGUUAUUUUGACUUCCUACGGACCCAUUCUGUUUUCUUUGUUCCAAAUGCGGUCAGCUAGUGGAUUGUGCAAGGCCUUCUCCACAUGUGGAUCCCAUCUAGCAGUGGUCAUUAUGUUUUAUGGAACAGCCACUUAUAUCUAUAUUGUACCACGGACAGGAGCAUCUCAUGAUAAUGAGAAGCAGGUUGCUGUGUUUUACAUAGUGGUCACCCCACUUCUGAACCCUAUCAUAUACACUCUGCGGAACAAGGAUGUCCAUGAGGCGAUGGCCAAAGUGCACCAAAAAUGGGGCUUUUAG